CAAAUAAAAUAAAUACGUCAUGUCAAACUGCAUGGCUUUAUUUUAUUCGUUUUUUCACGAUGUUUUUGUGAUCUUUCCUAAUCUAUUUAGAUGAAUUAGUCUGUUAUUGUAGUACGGUAAUUUUCUUUUUAUUCAUAGCUACAUUCAAUUGAUUGAUUGAUAGAAUUGGUAUUACUACUACUGCUAGAUAAUGGAUUCGUCGUCAAUAGUCAGUUUUAACAAUGAUUCUACUUUCCAAACCACUUUAAAAGGAGAUUGUAAUAAUAUUAGCGUUCAUGAAUUGGCUCUUCACGCUAUGAGAGAUCGAUGUCUUUUGCUUCAAAGAAGAAUAAACUCAUUAGAAUCCGACAAUAUGAGAUUAAAACUUGAUGUGGUGAAAUCGACCGAGUGUACGCCUUACAGUCCACUGAAGGAGGAUGAGAAACUUAUACUGCACCAAAAAAUUGCGGAGCUCAAUAAACAGAAAUCAAAACUUAUGCAUCAUGUUUUUAUGGUUCAGUGUGAGAACAAAAACUUAUGGAACAAAAUAUCUACUAUAAAAGGACGUGAUAAGGGUUCCAACAAAGACAAACAACCUUUAGUACGUACUAAUACUUACAUUCACAGUACUCCAAAGGGCAGUGCAAAUUACCAAGAAAAGUAUUCUGAGUCAAGUCUGGAGGAAAUAUCUUUAAAACUAAUAAACAGCUACAUUCAAGAGAAGUCACAGUUAGUUGAACAGUAUGAACAGAUGGCACAGCUUCAAGAUAUGGACGAUGAACUUUUGAAUGUUGAUUCCAUUGGCUUUACAUACAUUGAAGACCCAGCUACAGACUCUUUGAAAGAAAUUCACACUCAAACAGAAAAAUUACAGAAUUUAAAAAAGGAACUAGUGCAACAGGAAUCUGACUUAAAAUUGAUCAUUGCAAGAGUUGAAACUAUAAUGAGAGAUGGCUACAAAUGUCCUACAUGUAUUGCAAAUAAUGCAAAAGUUACAACAGAACACAAAGAAAUAGAAACAAGUGACAGCUUAGCUAAUUGGGCAACACCAGCAGAUUCCAGUACAUAUAAUAAUAAUUUUAGUGAAUUGAAUACAUCAGCGUUUAAAAAGAGUAUAAUAGAAGAAAAUGAGAAGGACAAUAAAGAUGAACCUAGUGAUAAAAUGUGUCCUAUGUGUGGACAAACAUUCCAAAAAGAUGUUGAGUUUGCUCAAUUUCAGGCUCAUGUUGAAAACCAUUUCUUAGGUGAAACUGAACCUGACUCCAUUACUGAUAAUUUUGAUCAUGUUCCUAAUUCUUUUGAUAAUAUUAUUUAAUUAUUUUUAUGUUUAAUGUGUCAUUUUUAUUAACUGUGACUUUGGGCUGUUAAUCUCUGAUCGAAACCCUGAUUCCAGUACAGUAUAAUAAUCUGAAUAUGUUUAUUUAGUAAAUAAGUGGUGUGCACCAUAUAUGAUGAUGCAUUGCACUUGGAUGAGGUUAAAGUUACAAUAUGAUUUUAUGUAUAAUUUGUAAGUAUUAAGACCUAAGUUCAAGAACUGUUGUACAUUCAUGAUUAGUGAGCUCUUGAACGGGAUAGGUCCAUAACACAACAAAGCAUGCUGAUUAAGAUAACAAUCUCCAAAUCAAUACAAACUUUUUUGAUCACAACAUUCCAUACAUUUGAGCUUUAAGAAAUUACAAGUCCUCAUACAUGAGCUUUCCGCUGCAGUUUUACCUGUCUCUAGGAAGUAUCUACUGUACUCCAGUCACAAGGAACCUGUUUUUUGAUCUUUCAAUAUUAGUGGAAAGGCUACAAGUUUUUUAUUUACAGAAAAUUCAAACUGUUAAAUAUUUGCAUCUCUAGUACUAUCACUAUUUGUAGGGAAUUAUAAUAGCAACAAGGUAGUAAGAAGGUCUCAAUGUUUCAUAAGUUAGAAUAUCAGAAGUUUACAGGUACUGUGUAGCUGUCUUAUGGCCAGUUGGAGGCAGAUAAUUUUCAUUUAAAAAUGUAAUAUAGUAACUGCCUCCCUUUAUAUAAAGAAGCACAGAAACCAGAUGUAAAACAUUUAAACAAGAAGAGUGAAAUUGAUUUUAUAUUUGUAAUUUAUGUUUUAUUUAUCAAAUUGAUAGCUCUUAAUACAACUACUUUAUUACUA
This is a messenger RNA of Helicoverpa zea (corn earworm), 2113 nucleotides long. RefSeq names its product protein spindle-F (gene spn-F). Bases 191 to 1294 code for a protein of 367 amino acids. The record is from RefSeq and is a predicted model, not a curated record. The transcript is spliced from 2 exons. Lineage: Eukaryota; Metazoa; Arthropoda; Insecta; Lepidoptera; Noctuidae.